CUCAGCUGUCCUCAGCUGAAAGAUCAGACAUCCGACACCGAGGCAGAAAUGUCCCUCUGGCUUUAAACUCUCCGGCUCUAAAAAUAAUCUCAUCAAAGCUCCGUCUACUUAGUUACAGCUGCGAGCAGACAUCAGAGGAUGGAUGUGUACAAGAGACUAUGUGAAACAACUGUUCAUGUUCCCCAGAGGAUGAAUCCUAUCCUGAGUUUUAGUGAUUCUGUGGCUCCAGCGUCACCAGCAGGUUGAUGGUUUCUGGCUUUUAGUGAAACAUCUCAACAGCUGUAGUUUCCAGAUGAUGCAGCAUGAAAACUUCUCAACUAGCGCCACCAUGAGGUCAAAGACUGUUGUUUUUAUUUUGAGCAGGAACCAAUAGACGAUAAACCUGAUUAAGCUGCUAGAUGAACAGUCACAGGAUUACCAAAUAUAUUAUAAAACCAUAUUUCAUCACCAUCAUACCAAAAGCUGAUGAGCCGUUUUGUUCAAAACCCCAAAAUGUCUAGAGAUGACAGAAAGGUUCAUCCUCUGGGAAACAGAGUUUCAUCUCAAUCCAUCCGAUAGCAUCACAUAGCUGCUUCCUGGUGUUCAGUAUAUUAAUAGAGAAUAAAGGAAGUGAAGCUGUCAAUGAAUAAAGAAACGAUGAUAAAUCAGGUCCAGUGAGUCAGGAAGAGGUUUCUAAACAUGAACUGCUAUCAGAAUCACAAGCGUCUGUUUGCACAUACAAGGACCUUGAGCUGGUGGGUGCUGCAUAACAUUACAGACAUUAUCUAAAGAUAGAAACAUGUAGACAUCUACAAUAAAAUAUAGAAAUACGGUAAAUAGACAAACAGAUAAGAGUUUAUUAAAACAAGUAUAUUAUUAAAGUGUCAGGUGUAUAUUAACACUUGAUUGUGCAAUAUUUAAGGCCAACUGAUUAAAAUAUGCACACAUUAAUAAUCAGUGUAUAUGAUGGAAUAAAACUGUGUUUUGCAGCUUCGUGACUCCUUCAAGGAGCUGAAGAAGAAGUUCAGCAACCUGAGGUUCAACUACCUGAAGAGAAACGACAGGACGAGGAACACGAAGGCCUCCAGGAACCAGCUGCAGCAGGUGGACCAGUACGAGGAGAAGCUGCAGGUGCUCAGGAAACGUCUGCAGGGUGUGACGGCCCGGCUGGGGUCAGAGGUCAAGGACGGGGGCGUGGCCAAGCAGGCGGAGGACGCCGUCAACGAGCUGCAGAGACAGACGGGAGAGUUUGAGCGAAGCGUUAAGGAGCACCAGAAGACUCUGGAGAUGAGCUGCAGACUGCAGCGAGCCGUGGAGGAGUACCAGUUCUGGUGUGAGGAGGCCAGCGCCACCAUCGCUCGCGUGGGCAAUUUCUCCUCCGAGUGUCGCAGCACAGAAGCUGUCUCCGUUCUCUACCGGCAGUUUGAGAAGUUCGUCUGGCCGACGGUUCCUCAGCAGGAGGAGAGGAUCAGUCAGAUCACCGAGCUGGCUGUCCGGCUGCACGGCGUGGAGGAGGGGCGUCGCUACACGGAGAAGACGGUCAGUAAACACUCCGAGAUGGUCGAGGCCAUCAGAGAGCUGAGCCAUGGACUGAUGGAGCUGGAGACCAAACUGAAGCUGGAGAAUCUGGAAGAAGAGGAUGAAGAGGAGGAGAAGAAGAUGAAGGAAAACAGACAGAUGAAGAAGAAGAAGGAGCAGACAGAUAACCGCUGCUCACUGGAGGCUGACAUGUACGAGCUAAAGGAGACAGGCCACACCCCCGAACUGACCGCCGAGCAUGAUGGGAAGGAGGUUCCCGUGAAGAGGCAGAGCGCGACCAAUAGGAAGCCUCCGUUACAGAAGAGCCGCAGUCAGGAGGCAGACAGACAGACGGACAGCAGACAGCAGUCUCACACCUCCUCCUACCGCUCCACCCACUCCUCCUUCAGCCUCUCCUGCUCCCCAGUGGAGCCCAACCGACGGGUCCACGUCGUCCAUGGCCAAUCACAGCCCGCCGCUACUGACCUGCAGGCCACGCCCCCUCCCUCUGUGAUUGGCCCGUCGUUCUCCGACAUCCAGAGGGAGUUUCAGAAGAAGGAGAAGCAGGUGGUGACACCGCUUCAGGAUGCAUCUGCAGGACACCUGUCCGAGGCGCAGCUCCAGCAACAGGAAGUGAUGUCGGACGAUUCUCUCUCCAAUGACGAAUACGAUUGUGCGUCACCUGACGACAUUUCCCUGCCGCCGCUGGCCGAGACGCCGGAGUCCAUCACGAUUCAGUCGGACGUUGAGGAGAGUUUCUGUUUCAGUUCCCACAGCGUCCACAUCAACCAGUCAGAGCACAGUGCUGCUGGUACCGCUAAUGGUACCGCUACUGGUGCAGCCCGACAACAGAGAGAGUCCAGUCGGACAGAGAGCUGUCCAACUCCUCCAAACAGCCGGCACAGCAGCACCAGGUUCAGAGCAGAGUCCAGUUCGUUUGUCCAGAGUCCGCUGACGGUUCCUGCUCCGAGUCUCCUCACCAGCACUCUGUGCAGCAUCCUGAAGACCGGAAAGACCAGCACAGCCAACGCUCACCGGAGUAAUGACCCUGAACCCGGCGUCCCCUCUGGAUCACACCCGGUCCACGAGAGCGACCCUCCAGACAAGAAGAGGAGCCCCUCACGCACUGAUCCUUUAUUGAAGGAGCACAACAGUCGGUGCAACCAGCCUCAGAUGAGUCCAGGUAUCACCCAUCAUGUGGCAUCCAAAGGGGAGACCUUGUUACAGACUGAUCCUAUUCCCCAGGUUGCAGAACUUAAUCACAGCACCACACUCCCCCGGUCCAGCUGUGGUGGUCCAGACCCUGACCUCCACAAAGACACCAGGUUCUUCAAAUGCAGCACUACAUUUCCUCAAAACAGAACUGGCCUUUGUCGAGACUCCAGUCUUCCACAGUCCUUCCCUGACUCUGAGAGUGGCCUCGAUCGGGACAUGAAAGAAACAUCCACGGUCUCCAAACCUCAAAGGGACGUUCUCACCAACAGCAGCACAAUUACCCAACAGACCAUUUUCUUCCAGUCCUCCCCUUUAGACAUCAGUCAUCGUAACGGCCUCUGUUCACCCCAAGACGGCCCCUCAUCCCAGAGGGAGGCCUUACCACAGAUCGAUCCGGUCUCUCAGGCUCUCACAGACCCUGUCCUCCACAAAGUCAGGACCUUUGGGCUCCUCGAAUCCUGUACACCUUGCCUCCAAACCACCACAACCCUCCCUCAAGACGCAAAUGUUUCACGGUCUUACCUGGAUUCCAGGAGUGGUCUUGAUCAGGAUGCACCUUCCUUCCAAACCAGCAAAGAGACCUCCUCAGUCGCCAUGCCCCAAAGCAGCAGCCUGACCACAGCCACGACUGUCAAACAAACCUCCUUCUGCCAGUCCUCCCCUCCGCAGUGUGUGCAUGACCCUGGCAUGACCCCCAGCAGCCCCACCGAUCCUGCUCCUCUUGAACCACAGACCCAGGCUUUGGCUCCGCAGGCUAAUCUGCAUGACACCCCCCUUUUCUCUCGACCCCAUCUACUAACUCCAGACCAAGACCCAAACAUUUGUCAGCCCGUGGCCAUCCAUGAGGAGAUCAGGCUUACUCCUCAGAUCCAAGGGCCUCCCUUUCCUCCUCCUUCUGCCCAGGCAGAGUCUCUUCCCCAGGGAACAGCCUCUAAACCUGGCCCUCCCUGCUUCACCAGGCCCCUGUCUAGAGCCACCGUUAUGGAGGGCUCUCCAGUGAUGCUAGAGGUGGAGUUGACGGGAGACCCAGAGCCCCGGCUCACCUGGUGGGUAGCUUAUAACCAGCUCCACAAUAACACAUACACUCUCUGAGAUUAUUAAUACACAGCUUACCUUCACCUGCAUUAACACGUGCUUGAUAUAUAUAUAUAUCGUUGGGUUCUUACCCAUCUGCUGCUUUUGUGUUUGGUUUCACUGAAACACAUCAUUUUAGAUUUCCCGUCACCUGCUGUGCUUUAGUGAUGUAGACCUGCACCACAUUAAACUUGUGUGAGGAUCAACCAGGACUCUGCUGAUCCAGGUGUGACGCUGCGUUCACACCAAAUGCAAAGCUAGAUAUCGUGUUGCGUUACUCGCGGGAUCAUUUGUGUUUGUUUUGCUGUGAUUUAAUAUCAAUAAACAGAUAAAAAAGAUGCUGAAAUAACAACAU
Molecule: messenger RNA, 4141 nt
Organism: Anarrhichthys ocellatus (wolf-eel)
Lineage: Eukaryota; Metazoa; Chordata; Actinopteri; Perciformes; Anarhichadidae
Exons: 9
Coding region: 1267-3804 (845 amino acids)
Source: RefSeq, a predicted model, not a curated record